CUGAUAUAAAAGCACUGUUGAUGAGAGAAUGAUCAAAAGGGUGUCAGUGACAAAGGAGAUCAUCAUCCUCCCCCUCCUCCGAAAACGAUCUAAAUGACAACCACCACCAUUACCGUUUCCUACCAUUUAUUUAUAAAAAAGAUCCAACUGAGCCUCCUGUCGUUUCUCAAUCAUCUCCUCUGUCAUCUAUAUAUUCUCACCCUCUAAAACUCUCUCAGCUCCUCUCACUUGCCUCCUUCUUGGUCUUUGAUCACUGGCCUUAAUUUCCGAACAAAACUGGAAAAUAAGGAAGGGAGAUCAGAGAUGGCCGCCUACUACGUCUCUAUCUCUCACAAAUCUCUGAUCGUCAUCAUCUUCUUCAUCCUCCUUUCCCCUUUCCUCCAUGUACUCUGUAGCAUUCCGAUCCCGGAAACCAAAAGAGAAACACUGGAAGUCAUAAUUGGUGGCGGUUUUGGUGGUGGUGAAGGAGGUGGAGGAGGAGGAGGCGGUGGCGGUGGUGGCGGCAGCUGCAACAACGAAAACUGUUCAUCUCCACCACCACCACUACCACUACCACUGCCUAUCCCAAAGGACUUAAACUUUUCCGACCUCAGGCUAGCUAUACUGUACCCCGUAAUCCAAAACUUCAAGAAAACUAUAAUCUCCGAUCCCCUCGGCGUCACCAACACAUGGGUAGGCGCCGACAUAUGCAACUACAAAGGCUUCUUCUGCGACCACCCACCGGACAACAAAAGCGCCACCGCACUCGCCUCCAUCGACUUCAACGGUUUCGGACUCACCGCUCCAACUCUCGAAGGCUUCCUCGAUCAACUCCCCGACAUCGCCGUCUUCCACGCAAACUCAAACAACUUCACCGGCACCGUCUCUCCUAAGAUAGCCCAACUCCGUUACCUCUACGAACUCGAUCUCAGCAACAACAAAUUCUCCGGCGAAUUCCCAACCGCCGUAUUAACCAUGAAUGGCCUCUCCUUCUUGGACAUCCGGUUCAACUCCUUCACCGGUUCGGUCCCGGCUCAACUCUUCGCCCAACCCCUCGACCUUCUCUUCGUCAACAACAACUUCUUCAUGGCCCUUCUCCCAGAUAACCUAGGCGACACUACAGCUCGGUACCUCACCUUGGCCAACAACAAAUUUGUGGGUCCCAUACCCAAGAGCAUAGGCAAAGCAGCUAACACAUUGGUUGAGGUUCUCUUCCUGAACAACCAGCUUUCCGGUUGCCUUCCUUACGAGAUCGGGUUGCUGGGAGAGGCGACCGUGUUCGAUGCGGGUUCGAACCAGCUAACCGGACCGCUGCCGUGCUCGUUGGGUUGCCUAGAGAAGAUAGAACAGCUCAACUUCGCCAGGAACCAGUUGUAUGGGGCGGUGCCGGAGGUGGUGUGCGCGCUAGGGAAUCUGGUGAAUCUGUCGUUGUCAGAUAAUUAUUUUACGCACGUGGGCCCGAUCUGUAGGGAUUUGAUAAAGCGAGGUGUGCUUGAUGUGAGUAAGAACUGUAUUCAUGGUUUGGCGUCGCAGAGAUCAAUGGUUCAGUGUGCUUUGUUCUUUGCGCAUCCCAGGUUCUGCUUUAAUAAGCUGUCGUACAGUAUCAUCCCUUGCAAGCUUUCUCACUUCCCGUUCCCGUGGAAAAUCCCUCCUCGUUCUUCGGUGCAAUCAAAGCAGGCCGAGGCACCUUCCCCUUCUUACUCUGCUCUCAUAAGGCAUCGCCGCCUAUGAUUAUUUGGUUUCUGAAUGUCGCCAAUCUGACGUAGAGAUCAUCAGACGAAUGGAUCAAUUAAAGAAUACGUGGAAAUAUAUUCAUCAACCGUCAAGAGGGGGUAGUGUGAUCUUUUCGCACCUAUUAGUAAGAUUAUUUUUCCCUUCCUUUCUCCCUUAAUUUUUUUCUUGGUUACUUGUUACCUUCAUUCAUGUACCAUGAGAUCAGAUAUACAGACAAAGAAACAAAAUAUAUGUGGAAAAGUUUCCCAUGCUAGAUGUUUGUGUAGGAGGAAUCUCUAGUAGUAAGUAGGGCUCAUAGUGACAAAGGAAUGCUAUCGGGUUUCUUCCUAAAUUUUAAUAGUACACUAAGAAUUAGAACACCAAUGUGGAUCUUUUUCUC
Molecule: messenger RNA, 2092 nt
Organism: Macadamia integrifolia
Lineage: Eukaryota; Viridiplantae; Streptophyta; Magnoliopsida; Proteales; Proteaceae
Exons: 1
Coding region: 304-1710 (468 amino acids)
Molecular function (GO): protein binding
Source: RefSeq, a predicted model, not a curated record